This is a messenger RNA of Centrocercus urophasianus (Greater sage-grouse), 2762 nucleotides long. RefSeq names its product mab-21 like 3 (gene MAB21L3). Bases 546 to 1637 code for a protein of 363 amino acids. The record is from RefSeq and is a predicted model, not a curated record. Lineage: Eukaryota; Metazoa; Chordata; Aves; Galliformes; Phasianidae. The transcript has 11 exons.
ACUGAAGCUAUCUCAUAAUAGAACGGGCAUUUAUAACGGAUGCCGCAGAAGAAAAUUGACAAGGUGGAAAGCAGCUGUACAUGGUGUGACACAAGCGGAGAAGUGUGAUCAAACAGCGUCUUUCACUGUAGAUUAUACUGCCAAUAAAGACUGCACAAAACCACAGAUGAUCUGAUGUCCUUCAGUUUAACGAAAGCAAUAGACCUAAUGGCUGCGGAGCUGUCACUUCCUGUGAGAUAUGAAGCCUAGUUUCUAGUACUGGCUCCAGCGAGCACGUUUUCUGAACAGUCAGUUUCUGGAUGAAGCACAUAAGCAGGAAUGCCAGCUCGACUCCCUCAUUUCCAAAAUUAAAGAGUGAAGGAAGGAAAGCCAGACAAGCAUAGAAAUCGUCUGUAAUUGUCAGCUUCAGAAGAUACAAGAAUCAAUCCAAUACAACUCAAGCACCUGUGACUCCAGAGAGCUGUCACAAGGAGAGACCUAAUAGAUGCAGGGGAACAAGUGAAGAGUGAAUUCACACUUUAGAGAACAGUGACGACCAUCUUGCCAUGAAACCAUUCACAGAUGAAGAAGUAGAAAUCUACAUCCAGAGCAAGGUGGAGCCACGCCAUUAUCUGGUCUCCAAAACGGUGGAGGAGGUGCAGAAAAUCAUCCAGCAGCUGACCGCAGAAAUCAGCUAUAAGGCCACACGAUUCCAGGCUAUCUCCAACUCUGGCAUUCACAAUGAGAAUAUUAAGGUCUUAGCACCGAGCCAGUUCCUCAUCACUGUCCCUCUACGUGGCCUGACUGGGUACAGGGAAAGCCAGGUCCGACACUGGCGUUAUUACACUGUGCACGGAGCCAAGCUACUCUCCUCUGUGCGGGAUCCUGAGGAGCUGCAUCAAUGGCUCGAGGUGGAACAGUUCUCAAAAAGCCUUCAGCAGUGGCACGAAACAGAUGUGAACAUUGAAGGUGACCUGGUUCCAGCCAAAGUCCUUAUCGUCUUCCGAGAGCUGGUGGAAAAGUCAAUUGUUUCCUGUAACCUCUCCAAUAAAGUGACAAUGUUGGAGAGCUUCAGCUCAGUGGUUCGAGUGGCUGUGGAAACAUCAGAAUUCCAGGUUGAGGUGGAGCUGGCUCCUACAGUGGAGAUUCCAACUUGCUGGCCUGAGAAAGCCCGGUGGCCUCGUUGCCUCAAGCGUUGGCCAUCUCAGGAAAAAGUGCAGUGCAUCAAGUCGCUUGGUUUUGACCUCUUGGCCCGCUCCAAUUAUCACUGGCAGCUGUGCUUCUCCCGUGCUGAGCAUAUACUCAUGGAAGGCCUCGACGAAGAUGGUGGUUGUCGCAUGAAAUGCUUCAGAGUCAUGAGGCAGAUGAAGGAGGACGUCUGGUGUGCUGGAAAUAAGCCCGUCAUCACAGCUUAUCAUCUUCAGACAGUGCUAUUCUGGACGUGCGAAAAAUACCCACGCACCAAGGAUUGGCGCUGCUUUCACGAAGCCUUCCUGAGGCUGGUGCAGAAACUGCACAAGUGUGUGAGCCAGCACUUCCUCAAGCAUUACUUUGUCAAGAACACCAAUCUGCUCAAAUAUGCCAACACCAGUGACCUGGAUGUGGUGGCCAGCAAGCUCGCUGUCUUCCUAGAGAACCCCGUCUUCUGCUUGGACUAAGGCUGAAGAAAGCUUCCUCACCUCAACUUUGAGCAGUUUCCCACUUUUUCUCCUCAUCGGUGGUGUUCUUGUCCUUCCAGUAGGUGUUGCAGCUGGCUUUCUGAAGCAGUUGGCACUGAUGGCAUGAACAAAAUGUCAAGAUUGUGGUGGUGGGUGGAGAAAACUGAUGGAAGGCAUUGCUUGAUGCCCAGCCGAUCUAAUUUGCUUUCAACAGCAACAGCUUGCCUAGAAGCUACAGCCCAUGAAACUCAACCCUGUGCCUGUCAGAGCAGCAACUGCCUUAUUCUCUGCCUCCAGUCUUGUGGUGCAUAAGUAGAAAAACGGUGCAAAGGAGUCUCACUCUGCUGCCUACCUGCUGUGCAACCUAGCACAUGGGUGGUGUCUGCCUCCUCCUUUCUCACAAAGACAGUAAGUUUAAUUUGUAGGAUCAUAGAACGGCUUGGAAGGGACCCUAAAGAUCAUUCCCUGCCAACCUUGUAGGCCAACUCUGCAGAAGAGCAGAGGAACAUUAUUUUGGAGGUAUGGAAAACGUGGAAGUCUUCUCUGAGACAGUUUGUGAUGCUUCCUCCUACAAUCAAAUGGGGUCCUGCUCCUGUACAAAGAUAACCCUGCCAGUAGUAUUGAAUUGCUCAAGGGAAGCAGGAGGAAGAAUGUUUUUUUUCUUGACUCCUCAGUUUUUUUUCUCCUCCACCUUCAUUUUUUUUCCUGUUACUUCAAAUAUAUUUUUCUUCACGUUUGCCAGUUCUGUUAGUGCCAAACUAACAGGGGGGCUUGGCCAGAAGAGAUUUCGUUUGCACUCCUGGCUCCACCCAGCAGGCUGGAGGAGGAGUGGGUCUUUCCCUAGUUUUAAGCAUCCAUGUCUUUUGGGGUGUUGCAUAGGAGGAGAAUAUUUUUUCAAGGGCUUGUAGCUUCAACAUUCCCACCACUUUUAAUAUUAAGAAAAGAGAAUAAGUUUUAGGGUUUCAAAAGAAACAAGUCCAUCAGAAGAGAGGUGGCCAGCAGGACAGGGACGUGAUUGUCCCCUUCUACUCUGCUCUUGGGAGGCCCCAUGUGCAUCCAGAUCUGGAGCCCCCAGUACAAGAAAGACAGAGAGCUGUUGGAGAGGUCCAGAGGAGAGCCACAAAG